AUGGAAGAAAUGGAUAAGUGGAAUGAAACUAAAUGGACUCAAGUAACUGAAUUCAUUCUCAGGGGCAUCACAGAUCUUCCUGAACUGCAGAUUCCUCUCUUUAUUGUAUUCCUCAUCAUCUACACAGUCACAGCUAUUGGGAAUCUGGGCUUGAUUAUCUUGACCAAGAUUGAUUCUCGCUUGAAAACUCCUAUGUACUUUUUCCUCAGGAAUCUGGCAUUUAUUGAUCUUGGGUACUCCACUGCCAUUGGUCCCAAAAUGUUGGUUAAUUUUGUAGUGGAGAAAAAUAUAAUUUCUUAUGCUGGAUGUGCAACCCAGCUAGUUGUCUUUAUAACAUUAAUUAUAAGUGAACUUUUUAUGCUCUCAGUGAUGGCCUAUGACCGCUAUGUAGCCAUCUGUAACCCUCUGCUCUACAUGGUCAUCAUGUCAGACAGAUUGUGCUCUCUUUUGGUGGCCAUCCCAUAUCUUUACAGUGCCUCUGUAGCACUGGUGACCACAAUUAAGAUUUUUAAUUCAUCUUCUUGGAAAUCUAAUGUAAUUAGUCAUUUCUAUUGUGAUAGUCUCCCCCUAUUAAGUAUUUUAUGGAGUGAUGCAAAGGAUGUGGAAUUAAUAAUUCUGAGCCUUUCUGCUUUUAAUUUAGUUUCCUCACUGCUAGUUGUUCUUCUUUCAUAUGCUCUUAUUCUUGUGGCUAUUCUCAGGAUGAACUCUGCUGAAGGCAGACGCAAAGCUUUCUCCACAUGUGGCUCCCAUCUCACAGUGGUGGUUGUAUUCUAUGCAACACUAACUUUCAUGUACUUGCAGCCCAAGUCUAGUCACUCCUUUGACACAGAUAAGAUGGCUUCUGUCUUUUAUACCCUUGUCAUUCCCAUGCUCAAUCCUUUGAUCUAUAGCUUGAGAAAUAAGGAGGUAAAAGGGGCCUUGAAAAAAGCUCUAGAAAAUCGAUUCAAAUUUUUUCUUUAA
Molecule: messenger RNA, 960 nt
Organism: Gracilinanus agilis (Agile Gracile Mouse Opossum)
Lineage: Eukaryota; Metazoa; Chordata; Mammalia; Didelphimorphia; Didelphidae
Product: olfactory receptor 8K3-like
Exons: 1
Coding region: 1-960 (319 amino acids)
Biological process (GO): sensory perception of smell; G protein-coupled receptor signaling pathway
Cellular component (GO): membrane
Molecular function (GO): G protein-coupled receptor activity; olfactory receptor activity; odorant binding
Source: RefSeq, a predicted model, not a curated record